UCAUAUUCAUAUUGUCUUAGACUAAUAAAAACCAUCUUCUGAUUGAAAAAAAUUUUUAUGUUGUUUUAUAACAUAAUUUUCGCCUUUGAAUUUAGUGCAUUUUUUACAAUGAAUAUCUGUUAGCAACCUUUGAACUUGUGCUGUACAAUAUCUGCGAUCUAUUGUCCAAGGAAUAACACGCGUUGCAACAAAAAAAUAAGAAAGUAAAACUUAUGAAUAAUAAAAAGAUAAAAGAAUAGCGGUGUGUGUGACGUGUAAAUCCGAAUAGUGUUCUGCCAAAAAGAUUAAGCUUAAUUCCAUUGAUGCAUUGUCGCUGUCGAAAUGGGGAAAUUACUUUCGAAAAUUUUUGGUAACAAAGAAAUGCGCAUUUUAAUGCUAGGACUGGAUGCAGCAGGCAAAACAACUAUUUUAUACAAAUUAAAAUUAGGCCAAUCUGUGACCACAAUACCCACUGUUGGCUUCAAUGUGGAAACAGUUACCUAUAAAAAUGUCAAAUUCAAUGUCUGGGAUGUUGGAGGACAAGAUAAGAUAAGACCUCUGUGGCGGCAUUAUUACACUGGUACGCAAGGUCUCAUAUUUGUAGUGGAUUGUGCGGAUCGUGAUCGUAUCGAUGAAGCGAGAACAGAAUUACAUCGAAUUAUAAACGAUAGGGAAAUGCGAGAUGCCAUUAUUUUAAUAUUUGCUAAUAAACAAGAUUUAGCGGAUGCAAUGAAACCUCAUGAGAUUCAAGAAAAAUUAGGUUUAACUAGAAUACGAGAUCGUAAUUGGUAUGUGCAACCUUCCUGUGCAACAACCGGUGAUGGCUUAUACGAGGGUCUGACGUGGCUUACAUCCAAUCAUAAAUUAUGAGAAUAAUUUUCAUAAAAUCAACAGAAUAAUAAUAUAAAAAACAAAAACAAACAACAAUACCACUAUAAAACAAACAAUAACAACAACAAAGAGAACAACCGAAAAAAGAAAACAAAUAUAAAUAUACCCGUAUGCAUGUUUUAUUUGAAUAGAGGAAAUGAAAAAGAAAAAAAAACAAAAUACAACAAAAAAAAGCAACCAACAGCAAGUGGAGAAGACCGACAUACAAAACAACACACAUACAUACAUACAAGUCAAUCAAACCGAAUUACGAAUUAACCAACAAUAGAAAAUUUUUUGAAUAUUUUGCAAAAAUUUAGUGAUGAAAAAAUAAAAACCGUUCUACUAUUAUAACUAUUAUACCAAACAGCCCAAACUUACAACAGAAACAAAGGAAUUCUAAAAUUACAAAAAAAAAUCAACAACAACAAAUACCACACAGAAGACAACAACAACAACGUUUUUAGCAUUUAAGAAAGAAAAAUUUGUAAAUUUAUUAUGAAAAACAAAGAAAAAAAAACGAAACGAAGAACUACCAUUACAACAGGAACAACAUCAUCACACCCACACCACACAGACACACAUGCCACAAACAAACUACAAGAACAACAACAACAGAUUGGAAACCCACACAAAACGAUUGAAGAUCAUUCAUGGUAUGGAUACUUCAAUCCUAUCUCGGCCCCUUUACUCCCCCCCCCCCCCCAACAAACCUCCUCAGUUAUAAUGAAAAAGAAAAAACAAGGAUAUGCAAAGUCCUACAAGUAACUAAAAAGUAUAUGCAUAUAUUAUUAUUAAAUAUAGUAAAUAUUAUUAUUAUUAUUUACCUUAUUAUUAUAUUAUAUAUUUUUUUUGUUUAGAUGUAAACUUUAAGUUUUUUUUAAAGACGACUUGUUAACGAGUCCUUAAAAAACAAAUUAAUUUAAUGCAAUUAAUUGAUUCAAGAAAUAAUAAUUAUUAUUAUCAGCAAAACAAGAAAAACCAAGCAAAACAUUAAAAAAAGGAAAAAUAGUGUGAAAAUAUUAUGUAAUUUAAAAUAAACAACAACAACAACAAAACCAACCAAUCAAGCAUCAAAA
This is a messenger RNA of Stomoxys calcitrans (stable fly), 1928 nucleotides long. It is a transcript of the gene Arf51F, whose product is annotated as ADP-ribosylation factor 6. The transcript has 5 exons. Gene Ontology annotation, cellular component: cytoplasm. Gene Ontology annotation, molecular function: GTP binding; GTPase activity. Lineage: Eukaryota; Metazoa; Arthropoda; Insecta; Diptera; Muscidae. The record is from RefSeq and is a predicted model, not a curated record. Gene Ontology annotation, biological process: intracellular protein transport; vesicle-mediated transport. Bases 322 to 849 code for a protein of 175 amino acids.